UCCCUGAGACCAGAAGAGAGAGCGCACCUCCUAGAAGAUCCGCACUCUCCUCAGACUAUGGGGCAGCCGGGUUGAGGCUUCCCAGACAGACCCUGCAGCAGCAGCAACAGUCGCAGCUGCUGCAAGAGCCCGCCAGCCACCCAGCGCGGAGACCCGCAGGCGGCCAGCGGCGCCUCUCGGAGGACGGACGCCCCGAACCUCGGUCAGCCAGCGACUUGCCCGCCUGCGCCCGCGGGACGCACGCGUGCCCCGCUCCCUCGCUAGUUCGCUCUGUCCUUGCAUCUACUGGCGGGGGAAAACGAUGUCUCCCCCCGGGGGGCUCGUGGGGCUUCUUCUCCUUUGUGAAGCUGCAUUGGGCCUUUAUUUUUCCCGGGACACUUACUCAGAAAAAAUCUAUAUCGACGAACCUGUUGGAACGCCCCUGCUCUACGUUCAUGCCUUACAGGAUGCCCAAGGGGAGGUGCCCCACUUCCGCCUGGGCCAGCACCUCUAUAGCAGCUACCGAUCACAGCCACACAAGAAUGACUGGUUCCAGAUCAAUGAAGACACAGGCCUUCUCUACCUCAACCAGAGUCUGGACCAAAGGGCCUUCGAGAAACUGAGCGCCCGAAGUGGAGGAUUUCCCUUGCUCACCAUCUACCUUCAGGUUUUCCUCUCACCCAGACCAUUCCGGGAAAGUGAUUGUCACUGGCCAAGCUGUGCCAAAGUGAUGCUGUCCAUCAUCAACACCACCAUGCCAGCCUGCAGCUCCCUGAAGCCCAGGGAGUUCUGCUUCCUGGAGACGGGCCUCUCAUUCCGCAUCAGGGAGAAUAAACCACCGGGCACUUUCCACCAGUUCCGUCUCCUUCCUGUGCAGCGUCUGUGCCCAAAUAUCAGCAUUUCCUACCAGCUGCUUAGAGAUGAAGACCUUCCCUUCCAUUCUGAUAAGGACACCAUGGAGGUCAGCAUGAGGCACUCUCUGGACCGGGAACAAAAGGAAAAGUAUGAGUUGGUUGCCAAGUGCACAGUUCGGGAAGGUUUGCGAGAAGAUAAUGUGAUGGUACCCUUUCCUGUGACUGUAUAUGAUGAGGACGAUUCACCUCCUAAUUUCCCCACCGGCAUCAACACAGCCAAUGCAGUUGUGGAAUACAAACGGAAAGAGGGUACAGUAUUGGCAGUGCUACAGGUCUUUGAUGCAGAUGUGGUACCAUCUUCUGGGGACAUCCCAAGAAAGUACAUACACACCAUGCUAACCAGUGACCCUCGGGUCAUUAAGUUCUUCCGGGUGGAGCACUUACCAAAUGAGACCUCUUACAACUCUAAUGGAAGCCGUGUGCGGGCAAUGAUGCACGACUACAAACUGGUACUCAACCAAAGUGUCCCUAUCACAGAGAACCAUUCUUUCCAGUUGGGAGUCCUGGUGAAUGACACUGACUUCCAGGGUCCUGGAGGGGUACUACAGCUCUAUUUUAAUGUGACCAUCCUGCCUGUCAGCAUACAGUUCCCAAACAUCUCCUACUCCUUCUCAGUAAAUCGAAACGCUCACCGAUAUGCACAGAUUGGAAAAGUUUGCAUUGAAAACUGCAAGGAGUUCCACGGAGUGAAUAUUACCUACAAACUACAAUCUCUCAGUGUUAACUGCAGUGCUCUAAGCAUCAUCACCUCCCCAGAAAGCACCACAGGGAAUCUGUUUGUGAAUGAUACCUCCAUGCUUCAAAGGCCAGAAUGCACAGGAAUGAAAUACGAUGUGUUUGCAACAGACAAACAGAGUAGGAAACAGUCCAAAACAACGCUUACUAUCUCUGUAGAAGGAAAUUUUUCCCCUGAGGAGGAGGGCUGUCCAAUUUCAUGUGCUGUGAACAAGAGACGUUUAGAGUGUGAAGAGUGUGGUGGCUUGGGCACUCUGAUGGGCACAUGCCAGUGGAGACAAGGAGAUGGCAAAGGAAUUUCCAAGAACUAUUCGACCUGCACGCCAAGCCUCAAGACUUGUCCUGAUGGCAGCUGUGAUGCCGUGGAAAGUCGAGAUCUUCAUAUCUGCCCUCAAGAUUGCAUACGGGGAGACGUUAUUGGUGGUCACGAGAAAGGGGAGUGGAGGGGAAUCAAGGCUGGAUAUGGAGUCUGCAACUGCUUCCCAGAAGAAAAGAAGUGUUUCUGUGAGCCCGAUGAUGACAAAGAACCGCUUUGUGAUGAAGUCUGCAGGAUGGUCAUUGCUGUUGCCAUCCUGUUCUCUUUCAUCUUCUCUGUGCUGCUCUCUUCCUACUUCAUCCGCCGCUACCAUAAGAACUCCCACAAGCCACCCAUUGCCUCUGCAGAGAUGACCUUCAGGAGACCUGCUCAGGCCUACCCCAUCAGCUAUUCUUCCUCCAAUGUUCGCCGGCCAUCCCUGGACUCCAUGGAGAACCAGGUCUCAGUGGAUGCCUUCAAAAUCCCUGAGGAUCCAAAGUGGGAAUUUCCUCGGAAGAAUUUGGUUCUUGGAAAAACCCUAGGAGAAGGAGAGUUUGGAAAGGUUGUCAAGGCAACAGCUUUCCGACUCAAAGGGAAAACCGGCUACACCACUGUGGCAGUGAAAAUGCUAAAAGAAAAUGCCUCUCCGAGUGAGCUCAAAGACUUGCUGUCAGAGUUUAACCUGUUAAAACAGGUCAACCACCCUCAUGUCAUUAAACUCUAUGGAGCCUGCAGUCAGGAUGGACCUCUCUACCUGAUUGUGGAGUAUGCCAAGUAUGGUUCUUUGCGGAGUUUCCUCCGGGAAAGUCGGAAGGUGGGACCCAGCUACAUGGGUGGUAAUGGCAAUCGGAAUUCUACCUACUUGGACAAUCCAGAUGAGAGGGCACUGACCAUGGGAGAUCUUAUUUCCUUCGCCUGGCAGAUUUCCCGAGGAAUGCAUUAUCUUGCAGAAAUGAAGCUGGUCCACCGUGAUUUAGCAGCUAGAAAUGUCUUGGUGGCUGAAGGACGCAAAAUGAAGAUUUCUGAUUUUGGCCUUUCCCGAGAUGUUUAUGAAGAGGACUCUUAUGUCAAAAGGAGCAAGGGCCGGAUUCCUGUAAAGUGGAUGGCGAUUGAGUCUCUUUUUGAUCAUAUCUACACGACCCAAAGUGAUGUGUGGUCAUUUGGCGUGCUUCUCUGGGAGAUUGUGACCCUAGGAGGAAACCCCUAUCCUGGUAUUCCUCCUGAACGUCUCUUCAACCUUCUAAAAACAGGCUAUCGAAUGGAGAGGCCUGAAAACUGCAGUGAAGAAAUGUACAAUCUGAUGUUGCACUGCUGGAAGCAGGAACCAGAUAAGAGGCCAAUAUUUGGGGAAAUCAGCAAAGACCUAGAGAAGAUGAUGGUGAAGAGUAGGGACUACUUGGAUCUUGCAGCUUCCACCCCAUCUGACUCCUUACUUUAUGACGAUGGCCUUUCAGAAGAGGAGACACCCCUCGUGGACUGUAAUAAUGCUCCCCUCCCUCGAACCCUCCCUUCCACAUGGAUUGAAAACAAACUCUAUGGCAUGUCAUACCCGAACUGGCCUGAGGAGAGUCCUGUCCCACUCACAAGAUUCGAUGGCACUAACUCUGUGUUUUCAAGAUAUGCAAAUGAUAGUGUAUAUGCUAACUGGAUGGUUUCACCCUCAGCGGCAAAAUUAAUGGACAAGUUUAAUAGUUAAAAUUUCUUUGUGAAAGGUAAUGGACUCACAAGGGGGAAGAAACAUACAAAGAAUGGAAAGUCCGCUGGCUUGUUCUUUGUGCAAUUUAAACUGGUUAAGCCACCGUUAAUUUUAGAACAGCAAACUCGUUUUUGGUAGUUUGUUUUAACUGCUUUCUUAAAUGGCUUUACUUAAGAUAACUGAUGGUUCCCCCCUCUUGGGAAACAUAUCAAACUGGAUGAGAAUUCUAGUUCCAGUAUUUUAUUAACUUGUUUUUUACUCCUCCCUCCCCUACUCAGCAGAAAGGUCCAGUUUGGUAUCUGAUCACUACCUAAUGAACACUUCAUGCUUACAAUUUUUCAGGUCAUUAAUUCACAGACAGGGGUGUUAGUAUAACAAUUGUUUUGCCUGAACCACUAAAAAAAUUUUUUUGGUUGCCUCGAAACAAGGCAACACGAGAAAAGCAUGAAGCACAAAAAAGUUCAUAAAAAUAGUUCCAAAUUAAUUGGACCUGUUUGAAAAUCAGAAGGUUAGCAAAAGCUUGAUGUUAUGAUGAAACCCUGUCAUGGGUUGAAGAGAGAGCAGGAAAUCUCAGUACAGAAUUAUCUCAACAUUUGAGAUCCUGAAAAUUUAUUUUACAAAGGUGUUAUCUUUUCUUAGCAAAAAAAAAAUUGUUUUUACCAGAUUUAAAACUAUUCUAACUUUUAGCACAAUGGAGAGAAGUUUGAUACCAGAUACACUAUAUAUAAAGACUGAUGUAAGUGAUGAGUGUUCACAAAACCACAACGUAUUUACCAUUACAUCCAUCUUACUAUUACAUUCUUCCAUAAUCAUAAUUCCUUCUAUGAGAAUAGUGUAGAAAACACAGAGUAUUUUCAACUGGAUAUGUUCCAGAGAUAUCUCUCAGUGAUUCUAGAUGGCAGAAGGGACCUUCUCAGCUUCCAAUCCCAUCGUACGCUUUCAGUACACGUCACUAUUAACAUAGCUUGGAGUAAAUUGUUCAUCUUGCAAGUUACGAGUAGCUUAGACUCACAUUCAGUUUAGUUUGUCCAACAGUUCUAUUAUCGGCUUCUUUCUAGAGGAGGCAUUCUAGCUAGUUAUGUUAGGAAUAGCAUUAACAAUGAAGAGUUGCUACAACUUGGAAUGGGAGAUGAUACAACUUCAAUAGAGUUCAGAGAAUGUUUUGGCUCUUAUAGAGCUUCCAUGAAAAGGUACACGAAUAGACUAUUUUUUCUUCUAUUUUGUAAUUUAAAGCUGCUGUAGCAAGAGUUUUUGUUCUCUUAAAGUAUUUGAACUCACAAGCAACUUGUUAUAUAAUUCAGUGUUCCUGAAUAGUCAUAUUUAUUCAAAACAUGGCUCAUGUGUUGUAGUUUAUGACUUGUAAGUCUCUGUGGGUAUUAUUUUGUUGUAAGCACCAUAUGUUACCAGUAUGCUCAUAUCUAUCAUUUCAUAAAGGAGAGUCGGGUUGCCAAAACACUGCCUGGUCUUUAGAUUUCAAGCACUGUGAUAGGUUUUAAAAUAGUUUUCAUAAGAAUACUGUAUUUUAUAAAAAAAAUUUCAAAAGA
This is a messenger RNA of Phascolarctos cinereus (koala), 5163 nucleotides long. It is a transcript of the gene RET, whose product is annotated as ret proto-oncogene. Gene Ontology annotation, cellular component: plasma membrane; signaling receptor complex. The record is from RefSeq and is a predicted model, not a curated record. Gene Ontology annotation, molecular function: ATP binding; calcium ion binding; transmembrane receptor protein tyrosine kinase activity. Gene Ontology annotation, biological process: protein phosphorylation; homophilic cell-cell adhesion; positive regulation of kinase activity. Lineage: Eukaryota; Metazoa; Chordata; Mammalia; Diprotodontia; Phascolarctidae.